AUGCCGCCCAAAGCCGCCCUUACCGGCUCUUUUCUCGUGUCGACAGAUGCAGAAAAUGAGGUUGUGUGUCCUCUCACAAAUCAAGAUGGCUCACUGUGCCGAAAGAGAUGCAUUGGAGAAAAGCGGUAUAGGUCGAUGCAAGAACACAUUCGACGCGCCCAUCCGGACUAUUAUAUUCCAAAACUCCCGGCUACCGAGGAGAGUUUCCAGUUGAUGAUCAGUACACCACCAUCUCAACGUCCACCACAACCCCAACAAUCGUCGGUAGCCGCGCCUGCUCGAAAAGGCCCUUCGGAUGUCAGUGGCCAUGCCACUUUGUUGGACCAAACAGCAACACUUGCAGGGACUGGGCAGGCUCCCGGUUCAGCCAGUGCCGCUGUUGCUCUCGCACAACUACACAACUGGGACUCUGAUUUUGAUGUAUUCCCGGAUCCAGACUACAAGCGCGAGGUGACUGCAGGCUUGGAAUUGCCGUCACUGCGUGCACAAUUCCAUGAAGAUACCCUGCCACCAUUCCAACCCUCGCGCACACGCGAACUUUUACCAUCUAUUCUGCAGUCACCCGGAAGUCGGUAUUCUUCAUUACCACCCAUCCAGCGACAACGCGAAAAACUCCAACAACAACGGGAGCGCAAGCCUUCAAUGGGACAGAAUGCCCGCAAGGGUAAACACGAACGCGGAAAAACUAGGGAAUUUUCCGCUAAGGACUUUUCCCGAAGGCUGAGCGUGGAGGGCCGAAAGGCCUUAUCCGCCGAACCGCCGACGGCGGCUUGGGUGCAGGGCAAGAGAUGGGAAGAUCUGAUCGAGGCUGCAACCACGGCGACGGAUGCGGAUGAUGAUCGUGAUCUCACUCCCGUAAGUCAGACGACAUUUUUCGAUUGUCCUCUGUUUACUUGCUGCUGCCAAGAGAUCGAGAUUUUGUAG
Molecule: messenger RNA, 924 nt
Organism: Exophiala dermatitidis NIH/UT8656
Lineage: Eukaryota; Fungi; Ascomycota; Eurotiomycetes; Chaetothyriales; Herpotrichiellaceae
Exons: 4
Coding region: 1-924 (307 amino acids)
Source: RefSeq, a predicted model, not a curated record